UCAUCACGUUGGGAUGGCAGCAACUGGCAAAUGUGCAUCUUUUCGUCUGCCCCCUCUCCCCACCAUUGGGGAGAUCAUAAAGCUGUAUAAUCUGCGUGCAGAGAAACAGCUCUCUCAGAACUUCCUGCUUGACAUGAAGCUAACAGACAAGAUUGUGCGUCAGGCUGGAAACCUGAGGAAUGCAUAUGUGUGUGAGGUUGGUCCAGGCCCAGGUGGACUCACCAGAUCCAUCCUGAAUGCUGGAGCGGCAGAUUUACUGGUCGUGGAGAAGGAUACACGCUUCAUACCUGGAUUAAAGCUCUUGUCAGAGGCAGCUCCUGGGAGAGUUCGGAUCGUACAUGGCGAUAUCCUCACUUACAGAAUGGACAGAGGCUUCCCUCCUCACAUAGCCAAGAGAUGGGAAGACGAACCGCCUGACCUGCACAUAAUUGGGAACCUCCCUUUCAAUGUAUCAACUCCCCUCAUAAUAAAGUGGUUAGAGGAUAUCUCCAACAGAACCGGACCCUUUGUGUUUGGGCGUACAAGACUCACCCUCACAUUCCAGAAAGAGGUUGCUGAGAGGUUAACCGCCAGCACGGGCAGCAGACAACGCAGUCGGCUGUCCAUCAUGGCUCAGUACCUGUGUAACGUCAAAAGCUGCUUUACAAUCCCUGGGCGGGCCUUCGUUCCCAAGCCUGAGGUGGACGUGGGGGUGGUACACUUCACUCCACUGGCUCAGCCCCAGAUCCAACAGCCCUUCAAGCUGGUGGAGAAAAUAGUAAAGAAUGUCUUCCAGUUCCGGAGGAAGCACUGCCGCAGAGGGCUAGAGAUGCUGUUUCCGGAGUCACGGCGUCUUGAGCUGGCAGAGCAGUUGCUGCGCGAGUCUGAUGUGGACCCCACACUCCGGCCCGUAGAUCUCACGCUUUCACACUUUCGGGCUUUGGCCGACACAUACAGCAGACUCUGCGCUCAAAAUCAAGGCCUCAUCGACUACGACUUUCGAGAAGAGUUAACAGAGAAUCGAGCGAAGAGACGAGCUGACAGAAGCAAAGAGCUUGACUCUUACACAGUGAAGAGAUGAGGACGUUAAUCAUGAUUAUUGUUGGUCAUGUUGACACUGGACUGGAGACUCA
Chanos chanos (milkfish) is the source of this 1112-nucleotide messenger RNA. It is a transcript of the gene tfb1m, whose product is annotated as transcription factor B1, mitochondrial. The transcript is spliced from 8 exons. Gene Ontology annotation, molecular function: mitochondrial transcription factor activity; rRNA (adenine-N6,N6-)-dimethyltransferase activity. Gene Ontology annotation, cellular component: mitochondrial matrix. Lineage: Eukaryota; Metazoa; Chordata; Actinopteri; Gonorynchiformes; Chanidae. Gene Ontology annotation, biological process: transcription initiation at mitochondrial promoter; rRNA methylation. The coding region runs from base 14 to 1060 and encodes 348 amino acids. The record is from RefSeq and is a predicted model, not a curated record.